AUUUCUCGGACAGACCCUCAUCCUGCUUCUCCCCCCUCCCGGACAAGUAUUUUCAUCACGGAUCCAAUCGCUAAACCCCCAACCCCCGCAAAGAAAUUCGCCAAGCAAUUCUCCCUCCGCAGGUCUCGCGAGCGAACGAAUCCAGCGCUCGCGGGAACGCCGUCUCGCGCUCAAAGCUCUCCGACAAGAUCCCUGCGCUCCUGUUUGGUUACUGAUCUGAUCUCGGUGUUGAAUUUGUUCCUCGCGUGCUAGUCUCCGAUCGAUUCUUGACUCGAGGCGCUCGUCUCCGCUGUUAAUCUAGCCGUGUUUUCUUGUUCUUGUUCUUUAGUAGAGAAUUUUGCACUAGGGUGCCUGCGCCUGUUGGUUUCAGUCUUUCAGAUCGGUUACCGAGUUGAUUUAUUUAUCGGCCUGCGAAUUCGUCGCGUGAAUUAGGGUUCCGUGUUGAUUCCUGUUCGAUUUCUUCUCUCUGAGUAAAUCUUGUUCGCGUCAAUACUACCGCUACUUCUUGUUUGUUCUUGUUGCUUCUGACCCAUGGAUGCAGGCUCCAACUCGAUCUCGUCGGAGAAGAGCAGCCGGUACGCGGCGCCGCGGUCGCCGCUCAAGGAGGCCGGAUCCAGGCCGUACAUGCCGUCGCUGAGCACGGCGUCCCGCAACCCUAACGCCAAGUGCUAUGGCGACAGGUUCAUUCCGAACAGGUCGGCGAUGGACAUGGACAUGGCGCACUACCUUCUGACGGAACCGAAGAGGGACGAGAAGAACGUGGGGACAGCAUCCCCGUCCAAUGAGAUGUACCGGAAACUAUUGGCCGAGAAGCUGCUUAACAACCGUACCAGAAUUCUGGCCUUCCAGAACAAGCCGCCGGAGCCUGAGAACAUCCUCACAGAACUCCGUGCUGAUACAGCUUCCAUCCAGGCGAAGCCAACGAAGCAGCGCCGACACAUCCCUCAGACCGCGGAGAGGACUCUGGAUGCGCCAGACCUUGUUGACGAUUACUACCUCAACCUACUGGACUGGGGAAGCAGCAAUGUGCUGUCCAUUGCGCUGGGCAACACGGUAUACCUCUGGGAUGGCUCAAAUGGAUCUACAUCUGAGCUCGUUACCGUUGAUGAGGACAAUGGCCCUGUCACCAGUGUUAGCUGGGCUCCUGAUGGCCGACACAUUGCUGUUGGACUCAACUCGUCAAUUGUCCAGCUCUGGGAUCCCAGCUCUAACCGACUGCUAAGGACACUGCGAGGUGUGCAUGAGUCGAGGGUUGGUUCACUGGCGUGGAACAACAACAUCCUGACCACUGGUGGGAUGGAUGGCAAGAUUGUGAACAAUGAUGUGAGGAUUAGGAACCAUGCUGUGCAGACAUACCAUGGGCACGAGCAGGAGGUGUGUGGACUCAAGUGGUCAGGGUCAGGACAGCACCUGGCCAGUGGUGGCAACGACAACCUCCUCCAUAUAUGGGAUGUGUCUAUGGCAUCCUCUGUACAAUCUGCAGGUCGUACCCAAUGGCUGCACAGGCUUGAUGACCACUUGGCUGCAGUGAAGGCCCUCGCAUGGUGCCCAUUCCAGAGCAACCUGCUGGCAUCUGGUGGUGGCGGAAGUGACCGGUGCAUCAAGUUGUGGAACACACACACCGGCGCAUGCCUCAACUCUGUGGACACCGGGUCGCAAGUGUGUGCACUGCUAUGGAACAAGAAUGAGAGAGAGCUGCUGAGCUCACAUGGAUUCACUCAGAAUCAGCUCACUUUGUGGAAGUACCCGUCAAUGGUUAAGAUGGCUGAACUCACUGGCCACAGCUCCCGUGUCCUUUUCAUGACUCAGAGCCCUGAUGGUUGUACUGUAGCAUCUGCUGCAGCAGAUGAGACCCUGCGGUUCUGGAAUGUGUUUGGGACUCCUGAUACUCCUAAGGCUACGAAAGUCAAGGCUUCUCAUACUGGGAUGUUCAACAGCUACAAUCAUAUCCGAUAAGGAGAAAUGACUUCAUUGGCGACCAUCAGGAGUUCCAGAACUGUAGAUAUUAAUGGAAGACCAUAGUCCAUAAACAGAACUUUACUUAAUAUCUGUGUGUACUUCAGUUUGUACAUUGAAGUAGUUCUGUGUACUUCAGUUUUGUUGUAUGCUGGUAACUCUGGUUGCUGUUUUACAUUGAUCCAGAUGAACAUCAAGACCAUUUUGAUGUUCAACAGAUAUGUUGAUAUAUUUUUAUGACCAAUGUAGCUUUUUAAAUUUUGUGCCAGUUUGAGAGUAUUUGACAUGACUAUUCUUUCUUGCAUGUGAUGUGUCAAAUACAGUAAUUUUACUGA
Molecule: messenger RNA, 2291 nt
Organism: Brachypodium distachyon (stiff brome)
Lineage: Eukaryota; Viridiplantae; Streptophyta; Magnoliopsida; Poales; Poaceae
Product: cell division cycle 20.2, cofactor of APC complex
Exons: 6
Coding region: 532-1956 (474 amino acids)
Biological process (GO): positive regulation of anaphase-promoting complex-dependent catabolic process; anaphase-promoting complex-dependent catabolic process; positive regulation of ubiquitin protein ligase activity
Cellular component (GO): anaphase-promoting complex
Molecular function (GO): ubiquitin ligase activator activity; protein binding; anaphase-promoting complex binding
Source: RefSeq, a predicted model, not a curated record